This is a messenger RNA of Eucalyptus grandis, 1151 nucleotides long. Its product is annotated as galactinol synthase 2-like. The record is from RefSeq and is a predicted model, not a curated record. The transcript is spliced from 4 exons. Gene Ontology annotation, molecular function: glycosyltransferase activity. The coding region runs from base 94 to 1050 and encodes 318 amino acids. NCBI's taxonomy places the organism in Eukaryota, Viridiplantae, Streptophyta, Magnoliopsida, Myrtales, Myrtaceae.
UGGCCAGCAGCUCCCCAGCUCUCUCUCUAACUUUCUCUCUCUAGCUUCCUCUCUCUUGAGUCCGCGAACUCGACCGCCUUCGCAUUGACGUCUAUGGCGCUGUCCCGGGCCUACGUGACUUUCCUGGCCGGCCACAGGGACGACGUCGAGGGAGUGGUCGGGCUGGCCAAGGGGCUGCGGAAGGCGAGGUCCGCGUACCCGCUGGUGGUCGCCGUCCUAGCCGUGCCCGAGGAGAACCGGAAAAUCCUGGAGGAGCAGGGGUGCGUGGUGCGGGAGAUCCAGCCCGUGUACCCGUUUGAGAACCUGACCCAAUUCGCCACGACAUACUACGUCGUCAACUACUCCAAGCUCCGUAUUUGGGAGUUUGUGGAUUACCGAACGAUGGUAUUCCUGGAAAGCAACAUGCAGGUGUUCCACAACAUUGACGACCUCUUCAACAAGCCGGCUGGCUUUCUCUAUGCAGUGCCAGAAUGCUUCUGCGAGAAGACGUGGAGCCACACCUCCCAGCACGAUCGUGGUUACUGCCAGUGCCAGCAUAGGCCCAACGGGGACCAGAUGGACCCGCCCCCAUCCUACUUCAAUGACAGCAUGUUCGUGUUUGAGCCCAACAUCACCAUCUACAACAGACUCUUCAACAUUCUUCAAAACACCCUUCCCUCUCCAGUCGCCAUGCAGGAGUGCUUGAACACGCACUUCAGGGACAUAUACGCGCCUCUCUCUCUUGAGCACAACCUUGCCCUCUCCAUGCUAUGGCGUCACCCGGAGAAGGUGAACCUCGAGACGGUGAAGGUCGUCCACUAUUGCGAGGCGGGUACGAAGCCAUGGAGGUACACUCGGCAAGAGGAGACAAACAACAUGCAGGGAGGGAGCAUCGAUAUGCACGUCAAACAACUGUGCAAACUCGUGGUUCAAAAGGAGAUCGAUACUCUCGUCAACAGAUGGACGGGUAUCUACGAGGACGAGUCUCUCGACUACAAGAACUGGAUGGGGUGGCUGAUGACGGGCCUGGCCCUGGUCAGUUGUCAAAUGAACCGGUGGCAGACUAAUUAGGGUGAGGGAAAAUCUCAUGUUUUAAGGUAGGUACUGUCAACGUAGAAAAUGAAAUAAUAUGUCCUUUCAAGGAGUGCGGCUUGAGGCUUAUGCCGUUUUCC